AUGAACUCACAAGGUGAGGUCGAAUCGCCAUUACAAAUGGACCAGCAACCUCCCAAGAACCAUCCAUUCUCGUCUAUUGGCAGACAAUCCUCUAUUUACUCCCUCACUCUAGACGAGUUCCAGCACUCUCUUUGUGAGAAUGGCAAGAACUUCGGUUCAAUGAACAUGGACGAGUUUCUUACCAGUAUCUGGACUGCCGAAGAAAAUCAAGCCACGGCCACUGCUGCCAACGCAAGCGGUAACAAUCAAAUCAUCAUCAACAACAAUGGAAGCCAGGUUUUAAAUGAUCCGUAUGGUCAUAGAGGCAUAUCUAAGCAGCCCAGUUUGCCUAGACUAGGAUCACUCACUUUGCCAGCACCACUGUAUAGGAAAACAGUGGAUGAAGUUUGGUCUGAGAUUCAUAACGAGCAGAGCAGUGGUAGUGAAAAUGGUGGCGGUAAUGUGCACAACUCCAAGACUGCCCCUCGUCAACCGACUUUUGGAGAGAUGACGCUUGAGGAUUUUCUGGUCAAGGCAGGGGUAGUGAGGGAACAAUGUACUGCGCCAUUUCAUCAACAACAUCAUGGGUUGUACAAGACUAACAACAAUAACCCGGGUGCAGCAACAGGUUUCGGGGAUAGACCUAUUCUGGGCUUGGCUGCGGGUGGCGGAGCAGCUGGUGGUGGUGUUAUACAUCAAGGUGUUGCACCCAUAGGAGGGUCAUCUGGCAAGAAUGGUGGUUAUGAGCUGCCAGUGGCAUCGACAGCAGCUGUUUAUGCUGGGAAAGCAGGGAAUGGUGGUGUAUAUGGACAUGGUCAUGGAGUGGGAAUGGUUGCACCAGUGAGUCCAUUGUCAUCAGAUGGAAUGGUUACUAAUUUUGAUAAUUCACGAAAUCAGUUCGGGAUGGAUAUAGGGGGGUUAAGGGGACGGAAGAGGAUUAUUGAUGGGCCGGUGGAGAAGGUGGUGGAGAGGAGGCAACGGAGGAUGAUCAAGAAUAGAGAGUCUGCUGCGAGGUCUAGAGCUAGAAAACAGGCGUAUACAGUUGAACUAGAAGCUGAAUUGAAUCAAUUAAAAGAAGAGAAUAAGCAGCUUAAGCAUGCUAUGGCUGAGCAUGAAAGGAAAAGAAAGCAAAAGUAUUUUGAGGAAUUGAGAAUGAAAGCUCGCAUGAAGGCCCAUAAGCCUAUAGAGAAAAUGAAGUUGAUGAGAAGGAAUUUGAGUUGUCCGUUGUAA
Dovyalis caffra is the source of this 1209-nucleotide messenger RNA. The record is from the annotation of a GenBank genome assembly. NCBI's taxonomy places the organism in Eukaryota, Viridiplantae, Streptophyta, Magnoliopsida, Malpighiales, Salicaceae.